AGCACUCAUUCAGUGUCUGAUCCUUCAGAAUCGUUAAGCUUUGUAUGCGCAGAGGUGCUAUAUAGUUGAGCAAACAAACUGACACACAAGAGGCCGAUAAGUAGCACGCCACAGAGAGUGACUGUGAAAUGGAGGUCAGGCGCCGGCGUGUCUCUCUUCUGCUCCUGGCGAUCUUCGGGUGGUGGUGUGCAUGCUUGGUGGGCUGCCGCGCGCAGCUCCCGGUUCCGGCGAGGACGGACGGGUUCGUGUACGGCGGGAAGCCGCCGGCGUGGGGAGAGACGGUGGUGGUAGAGGCGUUCUUCGACCCGGUCUGCCCCGACAGCCGCGACGCGUGGCCGGCGCUCAAAGAGGCCGUCGAGCACUACGGCUCCCGCGUGUCCGUCGUCGUGCACCUCUUCCCGCUCCCUUACCACAGCAAUGCUUUCGUUGCUUGCCGGUCAAUUCAUACAGUGAACAGGCUAAAUCCGUCGUUCGUGUACCCGCUGCUUGAGAAAUUCUUCAAAUACCAGGAAGGUUAUUAUAAUCAGCCAACCUACACCAAAUCAAGAGCUGCAGUAGUUGAUGAAAUAACCAAAAACCUUGUCGUGCCCAUCAUUGGCGAAACCAAUUUGUCCGCAUACAAAGCAGGCUUCAACAAUUCACAGUCUGAUCAAGCUGCAAGGAUAUCUUUCAAGAACGGUUGUGCACGAGGUGUGGCUGCGACACCCUACUUCUUUGUGAAUGGCAUACCAAUCAGCGAUUCUGGUUCACCUCUCGAGUACAAGUAUUGGAUAUCCAUCCUUGAUCCAUUGGUUGGCAAGAUGUAAAGAUGGAGUUUCUCCAUCUGGCUUGGUCAAAAAGUCCAAGCUGAACUAAAUAAAAGUGGAAUAAGUAAUGGGAUUUUUUUAGCUUGAUGUUCAGCAAGAUGUGCAUGGAAA
Molecule: messenger RNA, 917 nt
Organism: Panicum virgatum (switchgrass)
Lineage: Eukaryota; Viridiplantae; Streptophyta; Magnoliopsida; Poales; Poaceae
Exons: 4
Coding region: 129-806 (225 amino acids)
Source: RefSeq, a predicted model, not a curated record